AUGAAACAUGCUACAAGCAAUAAAGAUAUUGACAUUGAUGAAAUUUCAAAUAAUUCUAUUUUAAAAAGAGCCCACAAAAUAAAAAUUCACCUUGCAAUAAAGUGCAAAGAAAAAGUUUCAAAUGAAAUUCAAAUGAAGAUACUUUGGAAAAUUCAAAGUGAAAACGAGCAAAUGCUAACUAAAACACCUAUUUUAAAAAAAAGAAAAUCAAACUCUUCUAUGUUACCUCUGGAUUUUUACUAUAAUACAAAAGAAGCUAUUGAUAAAAAUAAAGAAAUAAGAGCCAAUAAAUCACUAAUCAAAUAG
Cetraspora pellucida is the source of this 306-nucleotide messenger RNA. The record is from the annotation of a GenBank genome assembly. Lineage: Eukaryota; Fungi; Glomeromycota; Glomeromycetes; Diversisporales; Gigasporaceae.